Papaver somniferum (opium poppy) is the source of this 4470-nucleotide messenger RNA. RefSeq names its product nuclear pore complex protein NUP133-like. Gene Ontology annotation, cellular component: nuclear pore outer ring. The coding region runs from base 180 to 4181 and encodes 1333 amino acids. Gene Ontology annotation, molecular function: protein binding; structural constituent of nuclear pore. Gene Ontology annotation, biological process: poly(A)+ mRNA export from nucleus; transcription-dependent tethering of RNA polymerase II gene DNA at nuclear periphery; protein import into nucleus. The transcript has 8 exons. Lineage: Eukaryota; Viridiplantae; Streptophyta; Magnoliopsida; Ranunculales; Papaveraceae. The record is from RefSeq and is a predicted model, not a curated record.
CUUCAGUUCAGUAUCCCCGCAUCCUUAAACUUACAUAUCGCAGUGAGCGCCAACUGCAAACGAAGAAUCUCGUCCCUCUCGCCGUCUCGCAUUUCAUACGAAUCAUAUCUCCCGUGUUGAUCAUUUCAUGAGCACAGAAACCCUAUAAGCCUGAUACUUCCAUCUUUCGUACUUCAGCCAUGUUUUCCCCUCCAGUCAAGAAAAACAAUUUCAGUUCUCAAAAAGACCGAAAUCUAGGUCAUGAACUUCCAGCUUCACCCGCUACUCCACUUCCAGAUAACCAAAACUCAUCAUCUCCUCUCGGAACUUCAAUUCCAAACAGACCUAACACCGGAACUCCUGCACCGUGGGUUUCUCGAUUAUCUGUUCUUGCAAGAAUUCCGCAACUAAAGGAAAGUAAGAAAGGGACUGAUGCAGAUCCAAGAAAGCCGGUAUAUGUUGGAGAGUUCCCUGAAGAAGUUCGUGAUGCACAGUCCAGUUACCAGCAGAAGAGUGCUCAAGGUGAUACCGGGAUCUGCGGUGGAAUGGACAAGGGGACAGCCCUAUCUUGGAUUAUCUGUGGAAAACGGCUGUUUGUUUGGAAUUAUCUGUCUCCAGCACCCCUAAAAAAAUGUAUCGUACUUGAUUUCCCUCCAUCCGUUUCGGAUGGAGGUGAUAAAUGCUCAAUCGCCACUGAUGGUAAAACAUGGAUGGUUUCUGUUGUUGAUUGGGAUAGCCGAAGUGGGACCAAAGACAAGGUGGUACAGCAGUGCAAGUCUGCAGGUAUCGUAAUGCUUAAAAAGAAAACAGGAACUGUCAUAUACUGGCCAGACAUUUAUUCUAAAGGUGGGUCCUCACCAGUUGUUAGUCAUGCUAGCUAUGAUGAGUGUGAGACCACUAUAACACCUGGUGGUGGAAAAACUACUCCAAACAGAAGUCGACAAUAUAGAGGACUUGAAAGUGCUUCAUUGUCAGCAACAGUUUCUUUUAAUUCGCUGAUUACUUCUGCUAUUCCUGUUGCCGGGUGUUUUCUUUGUUUUGCCCUAGCAUGUUGUUCCAGUGGUGAAGUCUGGCAGUUCCAGUGCAGUCCCUCUGGCAUAUCUCAGAAAAAAAUUCCUCGGAGCUUUCAUAACUCAGCUGACCAAAGUAUUGAUAAUGGCCAACCUCUAGCUGGCAAGGGGUAUCCAAGGUCAGUUAUCUGGCGUUUUAGGCUUCUUAGUGCAACAGACUCUAGUAAGCAGUUCUUUCUCUUGACAGAUCAUGAGAUACAUUGUUUUAAUGUUAAUUUUACUCCUGAGUUGAAUGUUUCAAUGCUUUGGUCCCAUGAGAUUAUUGGCACGGAUAGUGACUUAGGAGUUAAGAAGGAUUUGGCAGGUCAGAAACAGAUAUGGCCUGUAGACAUGCAGGUAGAUGAGCAUGGUAAAGAAAUAAUGAUUCUUAUUGCUACUUUUUGUAAGGAUCGGAUGAGCAGUUCUAGCUAUACACAGUACUCUAUUCUUACAAUGCAGUAUAAACUUGGAAUGGAUUAUUCUUCUGGAAAUAUUGUGCCAGUACAGGAAAAGGUGUUAGAGAAAAAGUGUCCUAUCCAAGUAAUAAUCCCAAAAGCAAGAGUAGAAGACGAAGAUUUCUUGUUCUCCAUGAGAUUGCGUGCAGGGGGGAAGCCUUCUGGAUCAGCAAUCAUACUUUCUGGUGAUGGAACUGCAACAGUAUCCAAUUACUGGAGAAACUCGACACGACUAUAUCAAUUUGAUUUACCUUGGGAUGCAGGAAGAGUUUUGGAUGCUUCUGUUUUCCCAUCUACAGACGGUAGUGAAGAUGGUGCUUGGGUCGUUUUAACAGAACAAGCAGGAGUAUGGGCAAUACCUGAGAAGGCAGUUAUACUCGGUGGGGUGGAGCCUCCUGAGCGAAGUGUGUCGCGCAAAGGGAGCUCAAAUGAAGGUCCUGCUGAAGAAGAAAGAAAAACCCUGAUGUUUGGAAGCAAUGUUGCUGCUAGGCGGACUAGCUCUGAUGCAAGGGAUGCUGUUGAUGGACAGAAGAUGGCUUUAAGUGGGAUUGCUCGUCGAAGUGUUCAGGAUGAAGAAUCAGAAGCUUUACUUGGUCGCCUGUUUCAUGAUUUUCUCUUAUCUGGUGAUGUUGAUAGCUCACUAGAAAAGCUUAGAAAAUCCAGAUCAUUUGAAAAGGAUGGCGAAACAAAUGUUUUUGCUCGCACGAGCAAGUCCAUUAUUGACACUUUAGCUAAACAUUGGACAACAACACGUGGAGCUGAGAUUGUGGCUAUGGGCGUCAUGUCAUCCCAACUAUUGGAUAAGCAACAAAAGCAUCAAAGGUUUCUUCAGUUUCUUGCUCUAUCGAAGUGCCACGAGGAGCUUUCUUCUAAACAGAGAUAUACAUUGCAAACUAUCAUGGAGCAUGGUGAGAAACUUGCUGGGAUGAUACAGUUGAGAGAACUGCAAAACUUGCUUAACCAGAAUUCUUCUGACGGGACUAGUUCUGCUUCAAAACCACCUAAUGAAAUGGCAGGUUCACUUUGGGACCUGAUUCAAUUAGUUGGUGAGCGAGCCCGUCGGAAUACUGUGCUUCUCAUGGACAGAGAUAAUGCUGAAGUAUUCUAUAGCAAAGUUUCUGAUCUGGAACAAGUAUUUUACUGCUUAUCGGAUCAGCUGGAAUACAUAAUCAGUGGAGAUCAGCCAUAUAUUGUUCAGAUUCGACGUGCUUGUGAACUCUCUAAUGCUUGCACAACAUUGAUUCGCUCUGCGAUGCAUUAUAGAAAUGAGCACCAUACUUGGUACCCGUCUCUGGAAAGCUUAACACCUUGGUAUUGUCAGCUUGUUGUCCGUAAUGGGCUUUGGAGCGUUGCCGAUUUCAUGCUUCAACUGUUAAAGGAAGCAACCGAUUUAUCAGCAAAGUCGGAUUUAUAUUCUCAUCUCGAAGGGCUGGCCGAUGUUUUACUUGAGACAUAUUCUGGUGCUAUCACAGCAAAAUUGGAACGAGGAGAAGAACACAAAGGUCUCUUGGAUGAGUAUUGGAAUAGGAGGGAUGUGCUUUUGGACUCACUAUAUCAACUAAUCAAGGGUUUUGCAGAAGCCAGAUACCAGGAUUUCUCUGAAGGCGUGGAAGAGCCAAUGGAGCUCAUCCUUAGGGAGCUUUCAUCACCUUUGCUGUCUAUUGCCAGACGACACGAAAGUUAUAUUUCUUUGUGGAAUAUAUGCUGCGACCUCAUUGACACAGUGCUUUUGCGAAGUCUUAUGCAUGAGAGCUUGGGUCCCAGAGGCGGGUUUAGUUACUACGUCUUUGAGCAAUUGUAUCAGAGUCGCCAGUUUGGGAAGCUACUGCGACUUGGAGAAGAGUUCCAGGAAGAGCUUGCUAUAUUCCUGAAGCAGCAUAAGGAUCUGUUGUGGCUUCAUGAGAUGUUUCUAAACCAAUUCUCUUCUGCAUCAGUAACUCUUCAUACAUUGGCGCUUUUCCAGGAGGAUGAUUCUGCUUCAGCAUCUGAAAAUGGUUUAGAUGUUGACAUUGUCAGAUCCGAGCAAAGUUUGGCUGAUCGAAAGCGCUUAUUACACUUGUCUAAAAUUUCUGCAUUAGCAGGGAGGGAUUCUGAUUUUGAAAUGAAGACCAGGCGAAUCGAGGCUGAUUUAAAGAUUCUAAUGUUGCAGGAAGUAAUCGUGAGACUGCUUUCUGAUAACGAAGAGAAACAAGAUUGUGAUAGGCUUCUCCCACCUGGAGGUCUGAUCGAACUCUGCCUUGAGAGCCAAAUCCCAGAACUAUCAUUGCUGGCAUUUGACGUAUUUGCAUGGACCAGCUCCUCCUUUCGGAAAUCCAGCAGAAGCCUUUUGGAAGAAUGCUGGAAGAACGCUGCAGAUCAGGACGAUUGGGGAAAACUCUAUCAAGCAUCUGUGGAUGAAGGAUGGAGUGAUGAAAUGACCUUACGAGUGUUGAGAGAAACUGUUCUCUUCCAGGCAGCAAACAAGUGUUAUGGGCCUGAAGCUGAGACUUAUGAAAGUGGGUUUGAAGAAGUGAUGCCAUUACAACGUGAUAAUGAGCUGUCUACCCUGAAGGAUAACACAGGUUUGACUGUUGAAGGGAUUUUGAUGCAGCACAAGAGCUUUCCUGAAGCAGGUAAGCUGAUGCUGACUGCUAUCAAUUUGGGUAAGCUUGGAGCUGAGAUGGUAGUUGCAGAAGAUGGUCCUACUCCUAUGGAUUGAUGAAAUCUCAUUUGAGUAAAUUUUCAUUCCCGUAAAGAUUUUGUAUCAUUUUGACUCAUCCAAUUAGAGAAAAGAAAAAGGUUUGAUUGAUUUCAGAGUUAUGUUUUGUACUCUUUUGGCCCCGUCUCUCUCUCAUUUACCAUAUCAAUGGCCAAUGGGUGUGUGAUAAGGUGAAUGGUUGCAUCAUUUUGAAAUUAUACCAUUGUAGUGGAAAGAUACAAACAUAAAAUUAGGAUUUCCUUCGAUGUAAAAUCUAGCAUAACUGUUGAUUCGGAAUGUUCCAAGAAAA